GCAGAAUGCGGGCGCUGUUCGUGGUGCUGAAACCGCUGUGUUUUCUCGCUCUGCUCGGCUACUGCCCUUCCGCGACCAUCAGACCAAAGGAAGGCUGGCAGGUGUACAGUUCAGCGCAGGAUGCCGACGGCCGCUGCAUCUGUACGGUGGUGGCACCAGAACAGAACUUGUGCUCCAGAGACGCAAAGAGCAGACAGCUCCGCCAGCUACUGGAGAAGAUUCAGAACAUGUCGCAAUCAAUCGAAGUGCUGAACCUGAGGACCCAGAGGGACUUCCAGUAUGUCAUGAAAAUGGAGAGCCAGAUGAAAGGACUCCGAUCAAAGUUCAGACAAAUCGAGUCGAACCGAAGAACAUUAUUGACUAAAAACUUUCAGGAGCUGAAGGGGAAGAUGAACGAACUGCAGCCACUGAUUCCAGUGCUGGAGCAGUACAAGACUGACGCCACACUCAUUUCCCAGUUCAAGGAGGAGAUCAGGAACCUGUCUCUGGUGCUGACUGCUAUCCAGGAGGAGAUAGGAGCGUAUGAUUAUGAGGAGCUCCAGCAAAGGGUCCUCGGCUUAGAGGGAAGACUGAGGAACUGUAUGAACAAACUCACCUGUGGUAAGCUGAUGAAAAUCACGGGGCCCAUCACUGUAAAGACAUCAGGAACGAGGUUUGGAGCUUGGAUGACAGACCCUCAGGCUUCACCUAAGAACAACAAGGUCUGGUACAUGGACAGCUAUACAAACAACAAGAUUGUCCGUGAGUACAAAUCAGUAAGUGACUUUGUGUCUGGGGUCGAGUCAAGAACCUACAACCUUCCGUUCCACUGGGCGGGAACUAAUCACAUGGUCUACAAUGGCUCCCUGUAUUACAACAAAUACCAGAGCAACAUCAUUGUCAGAUACAGCUUUGAAAGUGGCCGGGUUAUGACCCAACGAGCACUUGAGUCCGCCGGCUUCCACAACGUCUACCCGUACACCUGGGGCGGAUUCUCCGACAUUGACCUGAUGGCAGAUGAACUCGGUUUAUGGGCCAUCUAUGCCACCAAUCAGAAUGCAGGGAAUAUAGUGAUCAGCCAGCUGGAUCCUCUGACCAUCCAGGUGCUAAACUCUUGGAACACAGAAUACUCCAAACGAAACGCAGGUGAGUCCUUCAUGAUCUGCGGCACGCUGUACAUCACCAACUCCCACCUGACCGGUGCUAAGGUAUACUACUCUUAUUCCACCAAAACCUCUACCUAUGAGUACAUGGACAUCCCCAUCCAUAACCAAUACUUUCACAUGUCCAUGCUGGAUUACAACGCCAGGGAUCGUGCACUUUACGGCUGGAACAAUGGCCACCAGGUACUGUUCAACGUCACGCUGUUCCACAUUAUUCAAACUGACGACGAAUCCUGAGGUGAGAGGAAAACUUUGAUUCUGCAGUUACACUUAUCUGUAAUCGCCGUAGUAUUGCUGUGAAAUAAUGGCUUUUAUAUAUUUCAAUCAAAAGAUGAGUGCCUCUGGAGAUGUCAGUCAGCAUUACACUCCUCCAUUUGUAAAACAAUCAUGAUUAAACUCAAAC
Molecule: messenger RNA, 1545 nt
Organism: Sinocyclocheilus anshuiensis
Lineage: Eukaryota; Metazoa; Chordata; Actinopteri; Cypriniformes; Cyprinidae
Product: noelin-3-like
Exons: 6
Coding region: 6-1379 (457 amino acids)
Biological process (GO): signal transduction
Source: RefSeq, a predicted model, not a curated record